GCAGCCUACAACACAUGCAGCAAUACCUAUCAUUACACCAAUACCUAUCGGAAUAGCUCACAUACCCACUGGUUACAUGGAUGGAGAAUAUGCAAAAAAAUCAGAUUCCAAAGCCCAGAUUCUAAAACGUGGAGGAACUACAAGUUCUCAAAAGGCUCUAGAAGAAAGCAGGAAAGCACUAAAAAAAGAAAUAUUUACAGAUUCUGCUGAAUCUUUGAUAUCAAUACACAAAAAAGAGUCAAAAAGAAGGACAAAAGACAAUGAAUUGGAAAAAGAGAAGAAAGGGAUGGAUGUCGAGGUAGGCAGUAAUGCUGAAAUACCAAAAAGACAAAAAUCUCAAAUAAAGAAGAGUGAUUCCAUAAUACCAGAAAGACCUGAAGCCCAAGAGAAGACAAGUGAAGAGGAAGUAUCAGUAGUUCAGGGAUCACAAAAAAAGACACACGAGGAAGCAGUACCAGAAGGACAGGAAUCAAGUGAGGAAAAAGUACCAGAAGGAGAGCAAGUCCAAAAAAAGACGAGUGAGAGUAAAGCACCAGGAAAGGAAGUCCAAAAAAAGACAAGUGAGAAAAAAAUACUAGAACAGGAAGUCCAAAAAAUGACUAGUAAUGAAGAAGUACAAGAAGUACAGGAAGCCCAAAAACAGAAUAAUGAGGAAAAAGUACCAGAAGCACAGGAAGUCCAAAAAAAGACAAGUGAGAGAAAAGCAUCAAAACAAGAAGUCCAAAAACAAACAAGUGAGAGAAAAGUACCAGGAGAGGAAGUCCAAAAACAGACUAGUGAGGAAGAAGUACAGGAAGUCCAAAAACAGACUAGUGAGGAAGAAGUGCAGGAAGUCCAAAAACAGACAAGUGAAAGAAAAGUACCACGACAGGAAGUCCAAAAACAGACAAGUGAGAGAAAAGUACCAGUACAGGAAGUUCAAAAAAAGACUAGUGAGGAAGAAGUACAAGAAGUACAGGAAGUCCAAAAAAAGACAAGUGAGAGAAAAGUACCAGGAUAUGAAGUUCAAAAACAGACAAGUGAGAAAAAACUAUCAGAAGGACAAGAAACCCAAGAUAAUGACAGCUCUGAUGACAAAGGAAAUACAGGCAAAAUAAUGGAAGAUGCAAAAAAGGAUCAAGAAGAAAGAAAAGAUGCUAAAACCAAGGAAGGUGAUAAUGGAAAAGACAAAGGUAAAGGAAAGACCGAAUCAGUAAAGGGCUCAAUAAAGGGCAAAGGCAAGUAGAGAAAAGAAGUAUAAGAAGUGGAAGAGUAAGGGUAAAUAAAAGAAAGGUCCAUAGGACAACUGAUCAUUAUGAUCCCCAUCCUCCAGAUACAAGCCAUAUCCAAGCUAUCGCCAAAUUGACUAUAAUUAUAAAAUCCCUUCUAUUCAUAUACGUACAAUUUUUGCUCUUCAAAAGUUUCACCAUUUCUUAGACCUCUCAACCACAAUCCUCACUUCCCAAUGCUUAUUUUAUAACUUGAUGCAUAUAUUACUCAGUCAAGAAAGAUUAGAUGCUUCUUAAAAUAAAACAUUUGAUUAAAGAAAUGUACAAUAAUUUUUUAUUGUGUAGUCUAUCUCCAUGGUAGCUAUCUCCAUGGUAGCAUGCCCCACCAAACAAUACACAUCAGGAUAGACCUAAUGUUUACAAGGUCCUCUUCAAGCAAUAAAAGAUACAUACAGACAAAUAAGUCAGAGUACCUGCAACAAAGCUUGUAACAUAUACUUGGAUAGUGAUAAAUGUGUACAUGACAAUUUAAAAAGCAAAAUCGAGGUGUCAAAAUAGUUUAGAUGGACAAUAAAAUAAGAGUUCAGGAACAUCUUAUGGUCAGAAAGUAAGAUGAUUGUUUCAUGAGGAAGGGAGUGGUGGUAUUUGAUGUGUCUCAAAAGACGGCUAGGAUGUAACGCUAGUGUAGUAGAAAGAACAGAGGGAGGGAAAGGGCUGAAAGGCUGGCAAGCCCUACUCCAGGGUCAGUAGGUAAUUUUUCUGACACAGAAGACUGAUUAGAGGCAUGUUAAUAUUUAAUUUUGAAGAGGAAGUCAUUUAUGAGUUUGAAAAACAGCCUAAGAAUUUAUAUUUUAUUUCGUAGGCAGCUGAAAGCCUUCUGCAGUGUCUGAAAAGGCAAAAUAGUGAAAAGGGUUGCAUUACAAAAUAUGUUAGUGUUGUGAUUGUGCAAAAAAAUAGAUUGAAGAAAAUAAGCAUCAAGUAGUAUAUAAUGAAAGAUGUUUGGAGUAAGCCACAGAAAAGAAUAAAUAUGGGGGACAAAUGCGAGAUUUUUUUUCAAAAAAGAGUCACUAUUUUAUGACGAUUGUCCUGAAUACAUAUAUGGAAAAGAAAGCAAUGAAACAAUUGGUGACUCUGUAACUUUUACAACUAGGUGAAAAAAAUUGGUAAUAAACUAGGAAGGAAUAAAUAACUGUUGAUUUAAGAGGAUAAUAAUUCCAUUCAUUCAUGAGAGAUCUAGAAUUAGUCAAGUAGAGAUAACAGUUGAAAUUCUAAGAGUAAAUUGAAUGAACUCACUAAAGGAGAAAGUAUAGGGUAGCAGAAGCACAAGGACAAGAACUGAGCUUGUUGUAUAUAAUAGGUUGGAGAAGAAUGUUAACUAAGGAAAACUUAUGUAAUGAAAUGUGCUGAUAUUUAAGGAUAUUAAGAGUUUCCAAAAAUGCAUGAUGAAAGGGUAACUGAGACUAGAAGGAAAAUAAAGACUAAGAGACCAUUGUUGUUGUUAUUUGGAGAUGACUCAUGAACUUGCAAAGAGUACUUUACAAAGCAGGAUUGCUAAAAUAAAGAAGUUUGGCAGUUAGAAUACAGAAUAAUAAGUCUAUAACAGUGGUAUAUGCCUUCCAAAAGGAGUUCAUUUUAGCCAACUUUAAAAACCAUAGUUUUUUUUUUAUCUAUUUACUACUAUAUUCUGUGCUGGUCAGCACAAGAAUAUCACAUUCAGUUCUGUCAAAGGAUAAGGAUAAAUUCAAAUGCCUUCAGGAGAGAAAUUCUCAAGUAAGCAGUAAAUUCACAGUUCACUUGGGGGAAAAAUGCAAAGAAAUCAGAAUUAUUUUCAAAUAUAUGCAUAGUCAUCAUGGAUUAGAAUAUUUUCCAUGGCCCCAAGGAAUUGAAAGCAGUGAAACUACAAUGUAACAGAUUUUAUCUCAGUUAUGGGGAAAUGGGAAACCCAAAAGAGUUUAAGGAGUUUAAGGCUGUGUGAUCAGUGGUAAUACUGCAAGAUCCCCAGGAAACUGAUAUAGUUAUAACAAGUUAUCUUUAUGAAUCCUCCCAAAACUGAGGGUCUAUAAUUCAAAGUAUUAAAUUCUUUGCACUAAUUAGGUGUCUUCCAAGGAAACUUCUCAUUAGUGCUAUGCUGAUUAUUUGAACAAAUUUGACCCAAAAAAUGCAGAAAUCAGACUCUAGUCUUUGCCCAAAGUAUAGGAUAUUUCAUAAAUGUUUCAAGUUACCCUACCAGAACUUUAGGAAGGUACCUCCACAGCUUCUAGCAUAAUCCACACUAUUUGUAUAUCACUACUGUGUGCUGGUAAUGUCGCCACAAGUAUAGAAGCUAAGGCAAAUUUUAGCAGCCUUAGAAUCCUCCAGCCUUUAAUGAACCACAUAAAGUUAGCAGGACUGAAUUAAAAAUAAAAGGGGGAGGGGUAGUGAGAAAGAGAAAAAAGAUAAUGAAAAUGAAAUUUCUAUAGCCUGUUUAUUUUUUAAAUAUUUAUUUAUUUAUUUGAAAGAGUUACACAG
Messenger RNA from Oryctolagus cuniculus (rabbit), 3716 nucleotides. Lineage: Eukaryota; Metazoa; Chordata; Mammalia; Lagomorpha; Leporidae. The record is from RefSeq and is a predicted model, not a curated record.